Molecule: messenger RNA, 549 nt
Organism: Uncinocarpus reesii 1704
Lineage: Eukaryota; Fungi; Ascomycota; Eurotiomycetes; Onygenales; Onygenaceae
Exons: 1
Coding region: 1-549 (182 amino acids)
Source: RefSeq, a predicted model, not a curated record
AUGCCUAACAUUCUGCAUUUGCUUCGUGCGAGAAAUUUGCUUGUCUUGAAGAAACGACCUCUCUUGGAACAGCGCCGGAAGUGGCAAAUUCUUUUCCGUCGGCCUUCUCAGGAGAUGUUGCUUGUGACCGAAAUUGGCGUCAAGGCGCUUGACUUAGGGUUAUUGGCUGCUCCUCAAGAAUCCUUUGGAGUUCCUGUCCAAAUCAGGACGAGAGCGGUCUCUUCAAAUAAACCUUGUUUUAGCGGUAGUGUGAAGCCUUGGAGCCCAAAAGGGAAUAAUGUGAAGAAAGCGGUGUCCAAAACGAGAAUAAUUGUCUCCAUAUUUCCCUUCUUGGGAGGUGAAAGGGACUGGAAGGAUUCUGGCUCGAGGGUAAUUUUCAUUGUUCAAACCGCUCAAGGCAACAAAAUGGCGGGGAGCGUCGAAGGAGGGCCCCAGCCACCGAUAUCAUUAACCGCUGGCCCAGAGCCUACUGCGGGUCACUGGAGCUUUUCGCCAGCCGAAAAAGAGCAAGAAAACUCGGAUCUGGUAUGGAGAGAGGUCCUUGUAUGA